AGGUGUGACUAAGCUGUCCAAACCGGUUAUUGUCGGCGCAAAUCUAGCAUCAGUCCACGUGGGUACUUCUUCGUUAUAACUGUACAGGACAGCAUCUUAAAACUUAAUGUCUUACACUAAACUAGCUCCAGCCCUCAGAGCGGGUUCCGAUAUCUGCUUGACCCGAGCAGUAAUCUCCUGCAGGCUCCGCUCCACGGUCGCGUCUCCCCGAACCGAACCGAGCUCUGAGAGUCAGGAUCAGCCGGCUGAUGCAACAUGCUCGGUGCUGAAGAAGGCGGCAGCCCAGGUAGAUCACAUUUCCCAGACAGAAAAUGCGUGGUCCAAGUCUGAGGUGUUUAUCGACUUUGCAAAUACCAAGGAAGCGUACAAGAGCAAAGAGACGCCGGAGCUAUUGAGAAGUUUGCUGGUUUUUAGGCUGUGCUCUUUUGACUUCCUGGUUGAGAAGAACAAGGAGCUGAUAAACCUUAGCAAAAAGGUCAUGGGGAAGAGGCUCUUUGAGCAGCUGAUGAAGAUGACCUUUUACGGGCAGUUUGUGGCCGGAGAGGACCAGGAAGCCAUCAAGCCCCUGGUCAGGAAGAACCGUGCAUUCGGGGUGGGCUCUGUGCUGGACUACGGUGUGGAGGAGGACCUGACGCAGGAGGAGGCUGAGAAGAAGGAGAUGGAGUCGUGUGUCUCUGAGGCUGAAAAAGAAAACCAUGGGGUGGAUCACAGAGAGAAGAAGUACAAGGCUUAUCGGCGGUUUGGCGACCGGCGUGGGGGGGUUAUAAGCGCCCGCACUUAUUUCUACGCAGACGAGGCCAAGUGUGACCAACACAUGGAGACCUUCCUCAAGUGCAUCGAAGCCUCGGGUGGAAGUUCAGAAGAUGGCUUUUCUGCUAUUAAGCUGACUGCUCUGGGGAGGCCGCAGUUCUUGCUCCAGUUUUCUGAGGUGUUGGUGAAAUGGAGACGGGUCUUUCACCUGUUGGCAGCAGACCAGGGGAAAGCAGGGCUUUCAGCUCUAGACAUCAAGCUGGAGAUGAAGCAGCUGCAGGAGAGUCUUGCAAAACUUGGGCUGGGAGCUAAAGAUGAAACACAGAACUGGUUCACUGGAGAGGAUCUGGGCAUGUCUGGCACUGUAGAUCUGUUGGACUGGAACAGCCUGAUUGACAGCAGGACCAAGAUCUCCAACCUGCUGGUGGUCCCAAACCUGGAGACUGGUCAGCUGGAGCCCCUGCUCAACAAGUUCACUGACGAGGAGGAGAUGCAGAUGAAAAGGAUGCUGCAGAGAAUGGACGUCCUCGCUAAGAAAGCUUUACAGCACGGUGUGCGGCUGAUGGUGGACGCAGAGCAGACCUAUUUCCAGCCGGCCAUCAGCAGACUGACCCUGGAGAUGCAGCGGAAAUUCAACACGGAGAAACCCACCAUCUUCAACACCUACCAGUGCUACCUCAGGGAGGCCUAUGAUAAUGUGUCGCUGGAUGUGGAGCUUUCUCGCCGCGAGGGCUGGUACUUUGGUGCCAAGCUGGUACGAGGUGCCUACAUGGACCAGGAGAGGAGCAGAGCGGCAGAGAUUGGCUACGCAGAUCCCAUUAACCCAGACUACGAGGCGACCAACCAAAUGUACCACAGGUGCUUGGAUUAUGUUCUCGAAGAGAUCAAGCACCAUAGGAAGGCCAAUGUGAUGGUGGCGUCGCACAAUGAAAACACUGUCAAGUUCACUCUGCAGAGGAUGAAUGAAUUGGGGAUCCACCCGUCGGAAAACAAGGUCUACUUUGGCCAGCUGUUGGGAAUGUGUGAUCAGAUCAGCUUCCCUCUAGGCCAGGCUGGGUAUCCAGUGUACAAGUAUGUGCCGUACGGCCCUGUGAACGAGGUCCUGCCCUACUUGUCCAGGCGAGCCCAGGAGAAUCGAGGGAUCAUGAAGGGGUCCCAGCAGGAGAGGCAGCUGCUCUGGACUGAGCUCCAGCGCCGGCUGCUGAGCGGAGAGAUCUUCUACAAGCCUGUCUACUGAGGAGAACACUGGGGGAGAUAGCACUGCUGAUCAUUCCUUUCCUUGUAAACUUGCCAGCACUGAGUUUCCUCCAAGAGUCCCGGAUAAUUGUAAUACUUUAAAUAAUUAAAUCUAUUUUAAUUGACAUUUGUUGAUAUUUGUGUAGGGAUAUGAAUAGUUGUGUAGCCUGUCUUGUUGGGUAUAUUAAUUACCACUGGCUGAACGUCCAGGAUUUAUGUACACUGGAAAGAUGAAAAAAUAAUGAACUGCCUCGUUUGGAACAAAACCCUGAGUGGCGUUGCCCACAGUGCCCAGAUUUAGGCCGGUGCAAUAGGAACAGCGAAGGAUUCAGACUUGAUUUGAAGAGCUCUUGAUACAUUUUAAGGAAACCACUGAAUCAGUUCGAUCCUUCUCAGUUUUUAAUGAAACUCAUUUCCUGAACGCUUGCUCAGGGAUUGGACAAGCUAACGUGGACUCUUACACAGGUAUGCUUAGAAAUCCCUGUGAUAUUAUCACAGAACAGAUGGUUGCUAAAAAAAAAAAAAAAAAAAAAAAAAAAAAAAAACAGAAUUGAGAGGUGGCGCUAAAUGCUUUUAAAGUGUCUGGGACAGACCAGUUAAGCAAACCUUUGCAGUCCAUUAACUGAGAGUCUGCUGAAUGCUCUUUCUCCUUGGUAACGUACACCCUCUUCUUUUUUGAUGUCCACAUUAUCCGAUAUAAGUAUAUAAGAUAAAGCCAGCAUAUUGGUUUUAGAUAAUGUGUGACUGCAAAGGAUUGGUAUUGAUAAAGAGGGAAAUUACAUUGCAGUGUAACUUAGCUCAGAAACCCUGCAGUUUCACUGCUAAUCCACAGAGCAGAGGACAAAGUAGGGAUCAGUAAAACCAGUAAAGCUGUACUGGGAAAUUAGUUUCUUUCGAUCCCACACUCCAAACAGGGUGUUAUUGGAACUGAUAUCAGGAAAGCCUAUUUGGAUUAAUUGGUAGAUAUCCUGUGUGAUCAGUUAUUGACCGCCCCAUUAUAGUAUUUAAAUACAUGUACCAUUGCAGACAAGAGCCAUACACAAUGACCAGUGCUGCUUGGAGGAAACAAAAUGCUGUCCUUUGUAUUGCUUUUAAAAAUGUGAUGUGUUGUCUGUCUUUUUUUUUAAACAGAGAUACAAAAGUAUUUAAAAUGAACAGUAUAACAUGCUUCAUAUUGCCCCUGUAGGCCAGGGCAUGAUGUUCAGUAUGCUGUAGUGAUCACUACUACCUGGGGAGAGAGUUAGAAGCCAGCUCUUCUGCUCCAGGUGCUAUAUAACCCUUUGGAUUUCUUGGGUGUUGUAGAGCAGUAAUAUAGCUAACCUGGCUUGUUUAGAAGCUCUAUUUGGUUUUAAACAGUGGGCUGUAGGACUUAUAGUUCUGGGGAUACUCUUGAAUGUUAUUGUCUUGUGGCACUGUUUGAGAAAUAACUACAGAGGAGAUGACAGUCUUCUGAGUGAAUGAAAAGCAAAAGGUUCAGGUUGUUCCACCAGUGAGGAAGACUGUAGUCUCCAAGUACACUUUAUGUGCCCAGCAGCUAUGGCUGUUACAUGGCAAGUGAUUUGCUCUCUCCUUGUUUUUAGGAUCCUGGUUGAAAAUCGUCAAAGUGCUGAUUUUGCUGUGAGUCUGACUCUGGCAUACAGCUCGGUUGCAGGCUGCAGUUGCUACAGGUCCUUUGGGAAGCAUGUUUAUCCAAACUGUACUGUAUUAUCACAGGAUAACCAGGAUCCAAGUGGAAGUGAUUGACAGAGAGAAUCCACUUGUUGUGUAAUGUGGGUGUGGCCACAGCUGCCAGCACUGUCUUGAUGUGUCUUUUUAGUUCCUAGCCUUGCUUCAAAUGUCUCCUUAUGAGGAUGAUUUUACUGUUUAUAUAUUUUUUAUUUAUAUAUUUCUUUCUGUAGUUUGGUGUUAACCUGCUGUGCUUAGUUCUGCUUCCAUGUUGUGCAGACGCAAGCUGCUUUUGUAAAUAAUCAAACUGUGUUAAUGGUGUUUGUUUUAAAUAAAGGCCGACCUUGGCAACCAAUAUGCCAGAGAAAGCACUUUCCAUUGGCAAAACAAGGCCAUCA
Polyodon spathula (Mississippi paddlefish) is the source of this 4049-nucleotide messenger RNA. RefSeq names its product proline dehydrogenase 1, mitochondrial-like. The record is from RefSeq and is a predicted model, not a curated record. NCBI's taxonomy places the organism in Eukaryota, Metazoa, Chordata, Actinopteri, Acipenseriformes, Polyodontidae. Gene Ontology annotation, molecular function: proline dehydrogenase activity; FAD binding. The transcript is spliced from 14 exons. Gene Ontology annotation, cellular component: mitochondrion. Bases 107 to 1987 code for a protein of 626 amino acids.